CUUGCCUUUACGUCGAUCUUUUAAUUUAACAUCGCCCAACUGAACACUGUGCCGAGUCAGGACAUCUAAUAAAACAUGACAGUCGCUCUGAGAAUAAUCAGUUUUGUACUUAAUUGCAUUAUUCUUUGCCAGUGUUCAAAUGGUUUGCACUAUUCAAGCUUUUAUGCAGCUCAUGUUGUCGGUAGCUCCGUGGAAGCAGCUGAAUUGGCAACCAAGUAUGGGUACACUUACCAUGGACAGAUUGGGUCUUUGACAGACUACUACCUGUUCUCCCAUGGCGACAUCAAAAGACGAUCUAUUCUGCCAAGUAGCGGGGAGCACAUCAACAUCAAAAGCGAACCGAUGGUGAAAUGGUUCGAACAGCAAAUUCAUAUGUCCGUUUCUGUCUCUUAUACACAUCUAGAUGUGUAUAAGAGACAGACAUUGCUGCGUUCCAACAGAGAAGCGCAACUAAUCGGUGAUCCCGAUUACGAUACUUUGCACAUCCUUCUGCGUAAAGUCUACGUGUACCCACAUAGGUAUAUAAAACAUUGUGGACUUUGUAUAAGUCUAAACAGCAGCAGUGGAUCUGAUCACCGCGUAGUCGAAGCUUGGCAACAAGGCUACACGGGCAAAGGAAUUGUGGUUACAGUCAUCGAUGACGGUAUUGAACGGAACCACCCUGAUUUGAUCGCAAACUUUGAACCAUUGGCAAGCUAUGAUUUUAUUGAUUGGGAUAAUGAUCCACUUCCAAAAUACACAACUAGGAACUCCAACAAGUAA
Messenger RNA from Anneissia japonica, 762 nucleotides. Its product is annotated as furin-1-like. The transcript is spliced from 7 exons. Gene Ontology annotation, biological process: peptide hormone processing. NCBI's taxonomy places the organism in Eukaryota, Metazoa, Echinodermata, Crinoidea, Comatulida, Comatulidae. The record is from RefSeq and is a predicted model, not a curated record. The coding region runs from base 76 to 762 and encodes 228 amino acids. Gene Ontology annotation, molecular function: serine-type endopeptidase activity. Gene Ontology annotation, cellular component: Golgi membrane; trans-Golgi network.